Messenger RNA from Haliaeetus leucocephalus (bald eagle), 3993 nucleotides. RefSeq names its product catenin alpha-1-like. The record is from RefSeq and is a predicted model, not a curated record. Bases 1 to 3993 code for a protein of 1330 amino acids. Gene Ontology annotation, biological process: cell migration; cell-cell adhesion. The transcript has 6 exons. Lineage: Eukaryota; Metazoa; Chordata; Aves; Accipitriformes; Accipitridae. Gene Ontology annotation, cellular component: catenin complex; adherens junction. Gene Ontology annotation, molecular function: beta-catenin binding; actin filament binding.
AUGGCUGCGCAACUCUGCCAUCUAAUCCUCGCCCUGGAAUGGGAAGAUGGGAUUUGUCAGGACUUUCCCAAUUUAGGGGAGAAUGCAGAAAAAUUAGCCAAAGCCACAGAAGAACUCGCUUCUGUUGCAAGAAGGUUGGCUGAGGAGUCCAGCGACGAGGUGUUCAAGGAGGAGACGUGUCCUGCAACCGAGUCCCUCGUCCUGGCAGGGAGGUGCGUGCUGCUGGCGGCCCACAAGCUCCAGGUGCAGCCGGAGAACCCUAGCCACAGGGAGGAGCUGGCUGUGUCGGCAAAGAGGGUCUUAACAGAGACAGUGAAGAUCCUUCAGAUGGAAGACGCUGCUGGGGCGAGGAGGAUAAUUCAGGCUGCCAGCUGGCUUUUGGAGUGCUUGAGCGUGCUGCGGGAUGCAGGGGACAUGCCAGGACUGCUGGCUGCUUUCCGGGCCUUUUCUGAGGCCCUGCUUCUGCUGAGCAAUCUGACAGCAAAGUGCCUCGAGGAACUCAGAGAUUGUCCUCGACAGAGGAGAUUGGCCCAAACUUUGCAGCUCCUUCAAAAGUGCGUUCCUUUGCUCCAUGCAGCCAAGCACAGCGAUCUUAAACACUCCUGGGAUCAGCAAGUCAACCUCUCCAAAGGCUACGCUUUCCAGCUGACAGAGAGGACCAUCAAAGAGCUCACUUCCCUGCUUAUCAACAAUACAGGCAGCGAGCAGCCAUGGGAGAGAAACGGGACCUUCUCCCAGCACGUGAGCAGGCUGCUGGCUCUCCUCUCUCACCCAGACCCAGUGCAUCUCUCUGACAGUGAGUUCAGUGCUCAUGUGGAAGCGGUUAUUUUCUACUGCAUGCUUCUAGCAGACUCGUCCAGGCCAGAUCUAAAGCUGGACCUGGUAAAACAUUGCUGGGUUCUGCUACAGCUGAGGAAGAGCAUCUGCAGCCACGCAAGCCAGCAGGAGGGAUGGCCAGGGCAAAGCUGGGGAGAAAGCAGCCUGGAGGAGGAAUGUCACACCAUGAGAAAGGAGGUGGAGACUCUCAACCAGGCAGUGCUCACAGCUACUCUGUGCCAAAUCCUCGACACCUUCUUAGAGGGAAAGGAGCCCCUGAGGCAGUUAGUUGAAGAUGCCCUCAGCCUUGCUGGUACAGGGUGUUUUCCAGCAGGACAAGGAGGACUUUUAAAGAAGCUUCAGCCCCUCACUGCCACCUUCUUCACACAUGCCCAGCAGAUGCUCAGAGUGGCAGACUUUGUUCUGGCCAGGUGCACCAAAACCCAAACUGCUAGAGAAAUCAGAGAGUGGGUAGAGUAUCUGAAGACACUCCUUGCCAGUCUCCCUCCACUGCUCACAGAAAUGAGCAGAAAUACAGCCCAGACAAGCGCUGCUGAGCAACUGCAGUCCUUGUACCAUGUGUGGGCUGGAACAAUAGAAAGCCUCUUGCGGUGUUUUGAGGAGACGGUCAGCAUGCAUGAAUUCCUUAAGCUGUCCAUCCAGGAAAUGGCCAAGCACAGGGAAUGGUGUGAAAAGGCCCUGGAAAGUCAGGACUCUGAGAGGCUCUCUUGGCACGCAACUCACCUCACCAGUUGGGCUCGGUGGGUGGCUGAAGCUACCACCAGGUACAGGGACAGAGCCACAGACCCCAUUUUCAGGAAUGGCUUGCUGGUUUGGGUUGAGCAACUGGCCAACUCCAUCCUUGAGCUGAAAGCAGUCACAGCCCUUUGCCCAGAGAGACUCUCCUGCCUCCAAACUAGGGAUGUCUUUUCAAAGGCAGCAAGCUGCCUGAUGGAUACUGCUCACCACAUCCAGGACGGGCUGGAUGGGUCCAACCACCCAGAUAUCCUCAGCCCUCUCCGAGCACAAGUGCAAAGAACUGAUGUUGCAAAGGGGCUUGAAUUCAGCCCAUUGCGUGCUGGGCUAAAAACCAUUACAGAUGAGGCUGCAUUGCAAGAAGACAUCUUACAUUGUCCAUCUUCACGACCAGGUAACUUACACCUGGAUGUUGUUCCAAGGAAAGGAGAUAUGCACCCUGUCAUUACGGCUCUCCUAGCAGCAACAAGAGCCCAUGAUAUAGCAGCUGUCAACACUGCUUGCUCUGCCUUGCUUGAACUCUCCAACAGCUGUAUCGAUGCGGCAAAGGAAGCACUGCCCGUUGCUGAGUCUCCCCAGAUGGAGACGCUGGGGCAGUACCAGAAGAUUGUAUUACUGACACCAUGUGUUAUUAGCCUGGCCAGGGAAACAGCCCAAAGGCAGCUUCAUCGUCCAAACAGACUUCUCCAAAUGGCACUCACGCUCUCCAAAAGGAUCUAUGAGACCAAAGAGUGUCUGGCAGCCGUGGCAGGCUCUUGGUAUAGUCUGUCUCAGCAAGUAUUUGGCUUUAUCUUGUCUGCUGACUUUCUGAGAGGCAAACAGGCUUUGGAUGAGACUAUGAUGGGUUUAGCAGGAGCAGUUCAGUUAGCAGGAGACAUUGCAAGCGUAGCCUGCAGUAAGGAAAAUCCCAUUUUCCCCAAUGUCUGUGAGAGCUUUCAACAGGUCCAAGCCAAGUUUUCACGUGCUCAGAUGAACACCAAAGUGUUACUUGAGAAAGCAGCGUCCUUCAAUGGCUCCUGCAGGGUGGGAAAGGCCAGCCUGGAGCUGCACUGUGUCCAGUGGGCCAUCAGCAUGCACGUCCUGCUGGGCGUUGUGGAUCGGUUCAUAGGCAGGGAUGUCCUGUUCCUGCAGGAGCUGAGGAGUGCCGUGAAGAACAAGCUUUGCUCACCGAGUCUCUUGGCUGCUGUGUCCGAGAACUCCCUGAGGCUGCAGGAGGCCGCCCGGCUCUCUUACUUGUCCUGCCCUGAAGACCAUGGUGGCAGUGAAAUCCUAGCGCUCAGGGAGGAGAUAAAGGUGCUAAUGGAAGCACUGCUGGAUGCCUCCAAUACCCUCUUGGUCUCCCCACUGUCUACUGCCAGCUUGUACAUUCGCUUUGAGCUCCUGCAGAGAGACUUGGCCCUUAGGGCCAAGGCAUUGUUGCUCCACCUGGAGAAGGUCAAUACCGAACACCUGCGAGUCAUCCGAGAUGUCGUUGGACCAGCCCUGUCCCCCCUCUCUCAAGAGGAGAGGGAGAGAAGCAAACAGGCCUUUGAAAAGAAGGCAAGUCGUCUAAUGGCUAAUGUUCAGUGGGUGAAAACCACCCUCCAAGACGUUCUGGAGGCCAACACGCAACUGCAGUCACAGGCAAACCUGCUCUCCGUUGCAGACCACCUCCUGAUCCUCACAUCUGACGCAGUGGGCAGCGCCAGCCAGCUCUUCCACAGCCACCGGGACAAAAGGCAUCUCCGCCUAGACAGUAUUGUCUGGUACUGGUCAGCAAAGGCACACUACCUCGUCACACAGCUGCAGGCCGUCCAGGGCAUCAGUGGACAUACUCUGCAGCUCAUCAGACAAUGCCUGCAGAAUGUGGGAGACCAGUGCUCUCCAAGACAACACAACAGCACAGCCAAGCUCUUCGCAGCCCAAGAGCUUGAUGCUCUGAGCCACACUGAGUCAGCAGAAACUUGCCCGAGCAGGAGCAGACGAGGAAGUGGAGCUGUCAGGGAGGCACGUGAAAUGUUCUUGUCUCAACAGCACCAGAACGGUCCUCCCAGCGUCUCCUUUGCCAGCGGCCCUGCGAAGCAUGAGAGAGAAGACAGUGACCCAUGGCAGGGUGGCCCCAGUAAGAUGUCCCAGGUCACUGAAGACAUGGCAACAAGGAUGCUUCAUAUGACUCAGUUCCUGAGGAAGAAGGGCCCCAUCGUGAGCAAGGACCAGCUUGUCACCUGUGCAAGGCAAAUUGCUUCUGAUGGGCAGGUGUUCGUUAAAUUUGGCCGCAUUGUUGCGAAGCACUGCCUGGACCAGAGAUGCUCCGCAGAGCUGCUGUGUGCUGCAGAGCAGACCCACACCAUCAGCAGCCAGCUCAGCAUGGUGGCCAGUUUGCCUGCCUCUGUGGAAACCUGCUCUGAUCGCGCAGGGGACAAUCUUCCGGUGUUGGAGUAA